CCACGUGACCCGUCCGGGCGAUAAAUGGACGGCGCGGCGCGGCUCGGCACAGUCGCCCUCGGCACAGUCGCCUUCGCCACUCCUCCCGCGCGUCCCGAGACGUCGGAGCCAGCACCCAGCAGCCAGCACCGAGCGCCGGCCGGAUGGAGCGCCCGCAGCCCGACAGCAUGCCCCAGGAUUUGUCAGAGGCCCUGAAGGAGGCCACCAAGGAGGUGCACGUCCAGGCAGAGAAUGCCGAGUUCAUGAAGAACUUUCAGAAGGGCCAGGUGACCCGGAAAGGAUUUAAGCUGGUGAUGGCCUCCCUGUACCACAUCUACGUGGCUCUGGAGGAGGAGAUCGAGCGCAACAAGGAAAACCCCGUCUAUGCCCCCCUCUACUUCCCCGAAGAGCUGCACCGCAGGGCCGCCCUGGAGCGGGACAUGGCCUUCUGGUACGGGCCCCGCUGGGAGGACGCCAUCCCCUACACGCAGGCCACCAGGCGCUACGUGCGGCGGCUCCACGAGGUGGGGCGCAAGGAGCCGGAGCUGCUGGUGGCCCACGCCUACACCCGCUACCUCGGCGAUCUGUCUGGGGGCCAGGUCCUCAAGAAGAUUGCUCAGAAGGCCCUGGACCUGCCCAGCUCCGGGGAGGGCGUGGACUUCUUCACCUUCCCCAACGUCGCCAGCGCCACCAAGUUCAAGCAGCUGUACCGCUCCCGCAUGAACACUCUGGAGAUGACCCCCGAGGUCAGGCAGAGGGUCAUCGAAGAGGCCAAGGCUGCGUUCCUGCUCAACAUUCAGCUGUUUGAGGAGCUGCAGGAGCUGCUGGGCCAGGACGCCGAGGACCAGAGCCCCUCGCAGGCACCGGGGCUGCGCCGGCGGGUCGGCAGCGGGGCGCAAGAUGCUGCUCUCACGGAGACUCCCAGAGGGAAGCCCCAGCCGAACCUUCUCUCCCAGGCGCCGCUCCUCCGAUGGGUCCUUACCCUCAGCUUUGUGGUGGCAACGGUUGCUGUGGGGCUUUAUGUCAUGUGAUUGCAAGGGUGCUGGCCCCUCAGGCUGUGAACUCUGCCCCACCGAGGGCCCUCUUUCUGGAGAGGGCACGUCUCUUGGCUGGCUUCCUUACUGUAGGCAAGGGGGGCUGUCUGGGCCCCCCGCCUGCCCUGUCCCUGCG
Molecule: messenger RNA, 1149 nt
Organism: Prionailurus viverrinus (fishing cat)
Lineage: Eukaryota; Metazoa; Chordata; Mammalia; Carnivora; Felidae
Gene: HMOX1
Product: heme oxygenase 1
Exons: 5
Coding region: 144-1010 (288 amino acids)
Biological process (GO): response to oxidative stress; heme catabolic process; heme oxidation
Molecular function (GO): heme oxygenase (decyclizing) activity; heme binding
Source: RefSeq, a predicted model, not a curated record